Notothenia coriiceps (black rockcod) is the source of this 1882-nucleotide messenger RNA. Its product is annotated as transient receptor potential cation channel subfamily M member 6-like. The transcript has 11 exons. The record is from RefSeq and is a predicted model, not a curated record. Bases 10 to 1101 code for a protein of 363 amino acids. Gene Ontology annotation, molecular function: ATP binding; protein serine/threonine kinase activity. Gene Ontology annotation, biological process: protein phosphorylation. Lineage: Eukaryota; Metazoa; Chordata; Actinopteri; Perciformes; Nototheniidae.
UUUGAACCAAUGGAUUUGUUGCAGAAGCAAGUCUUUUCCCAUCAGGAUGCAUGGACCUCGACCCAUUCAGCAUGGAACAGCUGGGCCAGAUCCAUGAGCCGCAUGUCUUCUUUACAGAGCGUGAUUGCCCUUGAAGCAAAGAGCUCCUCAUUCCAGUCCACUGACAAUUUGUAUCCACACUAUGCAGCUAUGGAGAGAAACAAUCUGAUGAGACUGGCUCACACCAUUCCCUUCACUCCUGUCUCUAUUCUAGGAGUUGAAGAGGUGAGCGUGUACUCUCUGGAGGAAGUUCCCUCUGAUGCUGACCCUUAUGCCGGCACAGUCUCGUCCUGGUCGUCACGCGGCCUGUCCGCCCUGCUGCAGCCCCUCUCCAGUGAAGAGGGCUCUCUGGACGGGGGUCUCCGGCAGGGCUGCAGGGUGCUGUGCACCUGGGCUGAACGUGACGUGCUGAGACCCGGCCUGGUAUACGUGGUCAAAGCCUUCAGGCCGGAGGUGGUUCGUGCCUGGCAGAGGAUCUUCCAUGGUAGCACAGCACUGCUGCUUUGCUUAAGGGAGAUCCAGCAGCAGAGAGCAGCCCAGAAGAUGAUGCAAGAGUUCAACGAGGUCAAACCUGAUGACAUGCACCACUCACCAAGAUUCCUAGAUGUAGCGUUGGUCCUCUGGCAAUCCAAUGGCCAGUGGCUGACUAUUGAGAGGAACAUGACAGGUGACUUCAGGAAGUACAACAACAACACAGGAGAGGAGAUCACCCCCUGCUGUUCACUGGAAGAAAUGCUGCUGGCAUUCUCACACUGGACAUACGAGUACUCAAACAGAGAGCUGCUGGUGCUCGACAUACAGGGAGUAGGAGCGGAGCUGACGGACCCGACAGUCAUUAUGUCGGAUGAUCAAAGUGGAAGCAGGGGUGAGAUGCUUUUUGGUCCAGAUAACCUCGGAGAUGCUGCCAUCAGCGGUUUCCUGCAGAGACACUCUUGCGGUGCCUGCUGCCGCAGACUGGGCCUAGCAGAUUUAAGGAAGUGUUUGGACGGCCGUGAGAACAGCAGCGAGGCUGAGCCGACGCCGCGGAGGGAAGAACAAGAGGACAAUGAAACUAGGAUGUAACCUUUGACCCAGGAAGUAGGGAAAGAAAGACACUUGCACUUUUACCAACACAUGUACAUGUGUGUACCGCGACAUGUCUGCCUGAACACACACAUCUAUGACCUGCGUAAUGUGUGCCUGAGUUAGUCCUGAUCUCUUUGCUGCGGAAACAGCGCGAGUGAAGAGGGACCAUGAGCAGUCUGGGACUGGACUCUAGAGAUGAUAUUAAAUUAGGAUCUAAUAUAUUAUUUAAAUAUAUUAAGCAAAAACUGUCAGGAGGGAUCUUUGCAAUUGUUCUUAUAAAAAGGGGUUUAUUUCAUUCAGCUGUAUUUAAUCAAUCAUAAUACAGUUAUAACAUGUUUUUACAAAAGUCUAAAUCACUAUUUUUUCUAUAAAUAUGUUUUUAUAUUGAUACAAUUAAUGUAAUAGCUUAGACACUAAUACAUGAUUGAUUCAUUUCCAUGGGUAAAGUGAUUUCAUAUUUUGUUAAUAUAAAACAAUCUUUAAAUUCAACAAUGUUUGUGUGAAAGAAAAACAAGACAGAAAUGCACCCAUAAAAUUUCUUUUAUUUUUUUUUCUUCCCACAACAAAAUGUCUACAAAAGCGAUAAAAUAUAGUAUUUAACAAAAAUCACUUCAGACCUUCACAUUGUAUAUACAUGUCAAAGGAGGACUCGGUAAGGGCCCUGCAUAACUCUGAACUUCAACCCACGUUGAUCCAUCAAGUGUGGGUGUUUGUGGCUCUACUUAAUGCAAAUGCACACACACACACCUAGACACACUCUUUCAUUCUCAUGUGAAAA